Cyprinodon tularosa is the source of this 2666-nucleotide messenger RNA. RefSeq names its product SAM pointed domain-containing Ets transcription factor. Gene Ontology annotation, molecular function: DNA-binding transcription factor activity, RNA polymerase II-specific; sequence-specific DNA binding. Bases 322 to 1326 code for a protein of 334 amino acids. Gene Ontology annotation, cellular component: nucleus. Gene Ontology annotation, biological process: cell differentiation; regulation of transcription by RNA polymerase II. NCBI's taxonomy places the organism in Eukaryota, Metazoa, Chordata, Actinopteri, Cyprinodontiformes, Cyprinodontidae. The record is from RefSeq and is a predicted model, not a curated record. The transcript has 6 exons.
UGCUGGAAUUCCUUUGCACCCAGUCACCCAGUCACUUGUCUUCUCUCCCUUUCACUUUGUACACACCCCCAGCAGGUGCUUUCAUUUGAGGUUUAGUUUGCUGUUGUGCUUUAGGCUGUGUCUUUCAGGUUAAGAGACAUUUUGCCAAAAAAAAAAAAAACUACGAGGGGGAUAUCAGGCCUCAGCCUGGGGCUCAUCAUCGCCAUCAGGGAAAAGCAGGCUUUGGAGUGGCUGCUCUAAGCCUCACCUUUGUUCUUAGGUGGAGAACCACAUCAGCAACCAUCCAGAGAGGCUUUCACCCAUUGAUGCAUCUUUUCUGAGAUGUCGAAUCCAAUUAGUGGUUUACCAGAGAGCACUGACUUUGUGCCCUGUAUUGGGAUGACAGAGGACUCUCUCAUCCUCCUGGAACGAAACCGAUGCUCUGUAGAUCCUUGGGACACAGUGGACAUCAAACCCAACAUAGAAGUACUUGAGCGCGGCGUGCCAAGCCUCUACCUCUCCUGCUAUGACAUGCUCCUCACUGAAGAGGCUGCCUGUUUGGUGAAAGUGUCAGAUGGGUCCUCUGCACUAGCUGUCCACAUGAAUCGCAUGGAGAGCAGAGAGGAGCCAGAGCAGUGCCCUGUCAUUGACAGCCAGGAGAAUGGUCUGUCUCCUGGGCUUGAGGGGCAGAUGGAGGAUCGAUCAUUGGAGCAGGUGCAAAGCAUGGUUGUAGGAGAGGUGCUGAAGGACAUUGAAACAGCUUGCAAACUGCUCAACAUCACUCCAGACCCUACAGAGUGGAACACCGGGAAUGUCCAAAAGUGGAUGCUGUGGACUGAACACCUGUACAGGUUGCCCCAUGCAGGAAAAGCCUUCCAGGAGCUGACAGGGAAGGAUCUGUGUGCUAUGAGCGAGGAGGAAUUUCGGCAACGGUCCCCACUAUGCGGAGACACCCUUUAUGCUCACCUGGAUAUAUGGAAGUCAGCUGCGUGGAUGAAAGACAAGUGCUCUGCUGUAGAUACCAAAACUACAGGCAGCGAGGAGCUGUGGUCUGAGGCAGACUCAUCUUGUUCAGGUCAACCGAUUCAUCUGUGGCAGUUCCUCCGAGAGCUCCUGCUUAAACCUCACAACUAUGGUCGCUGCAUACGCUGGCUCAAUAAAGAAAAAGGUAUAUUUAAAAUCGAAGAUUCGGCUCAUGUGGCGAGGCUCUGGGGACUCAGAAAGAAUCGACCUGCUAUGAACUAUGACAAGCUGAGCCGCUCCAUUCGGCAGUACUACAAAAAGGGCAUCAUCCGCAAACCGGACGUGUCUCAGAGACUGGUGUACCAGUUUGUUCACCCAGUAUGAGGCUUCAGGAAGCUGGGAGGAAGAUAAGGAGGCUUGUGACAACCUUGACUCCAUCUAACAAUGCACUUGAACUAUUACACCUCAGAGGUGACUUUAUACAAAUGAACUGCAAAGAAAGCCAUCCUCUGCAGGCGCAAUGAGGAUCUAAAAAAAUAUUGUUUGUUGCUUUUUUUCCACGCUUCAGAAUCAAACUGCCUUGUUGUUUGCAUGAUCUGCCUGUCGAUGGUUCUAUGAUUAAGUUCACGUCACAGCAUCAUACCUAAACGCUUUAACAAACAAGCUUCGGGCAGUCAUCCCUCUCCUACUUCUUCACCUCUUGUUUUAGUCGCCUUCACAGUCACUUUGUUAUGUUGUCUUGCCAAAGCUGUUUGGCAACAGCAGACAGCUUUAAUCUACACAGCUGAAGAGAAGGACAAUUAAACAGAUUUGAUAAAUAUAUUCAGGUUUUAUUUGCUAAAACCUCUUUAAGGCAGAGCUUAUAAGAACACUUUUUUCUUCUUAUCAGGUGUAACAUAAUGAAGGAAUGACAUUUUCUCUAAUGGCACUGCUGAGGAGCUUCUUGUUUUAUUUUGCUAGUUACGGUUUAUAUAGAUGUGUAUAUUGCAUCUUAGGUUUCUGAUGUUUGAGAUUCAAAGUGCUUAAAGCAUUACAAUGAAGUCCCUGUCAUACAGUACAGCCAGCAUGAAACAAUAAAAAAAAAACGUGUCAAAUUCAAGGCCUGUGGGCCAAAUUCAGCUCCUCACAACAAUUUCAAGAGCCAAAAUAGGCAUAUUAUGAUAUAUACUAGAGGCAUACUUUCUUUUAAAGAGUGCAAAGUGGCUAAGAUUGUAAUAAAUAUGUGUGAAGUUAUAAUAACAGAGAAGUGUGCUCUUUGUUAAUGAAAUGAUGCAAUUAAAUGUGUCAUUUAUACAGCUGUGUGUGUCCCAUUUAAGGAUUAAAGAAAUUAGUUUGGCACCCCUGCUCUAAAUGACAUUAAUGGACAUGUUCACUGAAUACCAUGCACAGUCUUUAGUGUGCUGUAACCGUGACAUCAAUGCACCAACUUGCUAAAGUGUUCUUCCCUCUUUCCCAGCUUAUCACAAUACAGCCACUAACUUCAGUGUAUUUAACAGGAUUCUGUGUAAUAGAACAAUUAGUGCAUGCAUCUGAAGUGAGAGGAAAUAUUUUAUUGAAUUUUUUUAAAUAAAAUUCCGAAUAGUGUGCUUUAUAUUUGCAUGUAGCACUGCGGAGUCAGUCUUUUUGAAAAAACAACACCUUUAUAUGCAAGCCUUUAUUGCAUGCCUUUUAUAGCUAACAACAUAACAUUUUCUUCAACCAUUUUCCAAAAUAGUUUAGGUUCA